CGCGGCAGCCACGGAGCGGCGCAGGAGUGUGUGUGUGUGUGUGUGUGUGCGGGGCGGCUCCACUUUCAAACACAGCGCCCAUCUUUAACACAACACAACAUAACCGGACAGACCCCGUCCCGUAGCGAGAUACUGCCGUUCAUGUGUGACGUGUAAUGAGGAAAGACAACAGAGAGAGGAAGGACGCGUAACAUGAUCGAAACAAUGGAUACCCAGCGUUGUCUGCAGGCCGUGGAGAGGUUACAGUCUCGCUUGAAAGAAAAGGGAGCAGACGUUCCUGCCGAGGAGAAGCUGAAUCUUCUGAAGGCGGUUCUGCAGAGUCCUCUGUUUCACCAGAUCCUCGCGCUGCAGAAAUCAGUGCAGCACCUGAAGGAGCAUACUCCAUGUAUUAACCCUGAUCUGAAGGACAGCGAUGAAGGAUUCUCAGCUCAGCUCAAUGGACAACCUUCAUCUGAAGAGUACAAACACAUCAUCCGCUCCAUGGCUCAGGGUCGGUACGUGACUCAAAUCGACCUGCUGAAGCCAGUAUCAGGUGGUUUGGGCUUCAGUGUGGUUGGCUUGUGUAGUGAGAACCGUGGAGAACUUGGCAUCUUCAUUCAGGAGAUACAGGCUGGAAGUGUGACAUAUAGCGAUGGAAAACUAAAGGAGGGGGAUCAGAUACUGGCGAUUAACGGUCAGCCGUUGGAUCAGAGCGUCAGUCACCAGCAGGCCAUCGUUCUCCUGCAGCGAGCGUCGGACUGCGUGAGCCUCACUGUCGCCCGUGGGCCCGUCCCACAGCUCUCCAGCCCCGUGGUGUCCAGGACUCCCAGUGCUGCCAGCACACUUUCAGCUCACUCCAGUGCGGCCCACUGGACUCAUGUGGAGACGAUCGAGUUGGUGAACGAUGGAACUGGUUUGGGCUUCGGGAUUGUUGGCGGUAAAACCACCGGCGUUAUUGUCAAAACUAUCCUACCUGGAGGCAUCGCUGACCAGGACGGUCGCUUGCGAAGUGGGGAUCACGUCCUGCGGAUCGGUCAUACAGAUCUAUUUGGUCUGAGCAGUGAGCAGGUUGCUCAAGUUUUGAAACAAUGUGGAAACAGAGUCCGACUCCUCAUCAGCCGUGGGACAGUGGAUGACGCUCCUUCCACUCCUGUCACCCUGCCAACCGUCACUGAGCAACAGGGUUUUGAGGAAGAGGAGCAGGACUCUUUCGAUGUGAGCUUGACGAAGAACGCUCAGGGGUUAGGCAUCACCAUCGCGGGGUAUGUGGGUGACAAAACCUCAGAACCCUCUGGAAUAUUCGUGAAGAGCAUUUCGAGGGACAGCGCGGUGGAGCAAGACGGCCGAAUUCAUGUUGGGGAUCAGAUCAUAGCUGUAGACGGUUUGAACAUCCAGGAUUACACUAACCAGCAGGCCGUGGAGGUCCUGAGACACACGGGUGAGACGGUAAACCUGAAGCUCGUCCGCCGUGGCUUUAACCUGGAGGACGUGUGCCCGUCAAUCACACCUGUCGCCGUGGAGACCACACCCAUCCUCAGCGCAUCACGAAACUCAACAAUGGAGCGAACGAACACCGAGCACGAUGAGAGAGUGUUUCUCACUCCAGAGGAAAAGGCCAAACCUCAGUCUGUCACUGCUUCACCCGUCAGAGCUCCAGACAGACGCGCCGGUCCUGUGGAGGAGCACACACUAAUGCAGAAGUGGCAGAACGAGCUUGGCGUCUGCACUGAAGUCAUUGUGGCUCAAGUGGAGAAGUUCAGUGAGAACAGUGGUUUAGGGAUCAGUCUGGACGUGUGUGCUGACCGUCACAUCCUCCGCUCAGUGCUUCCUGAGGGUCCCGUCGGGCGAUCGGGAAAAAUCUGUAGUGGAGACGAACUGCUAGAGGUGAAUGGCAUUCCCCUCAGAGGAGAGACUCAUAAAGAGGUUGUUGACAUUCUGAAAGAACUUCCUGUUUCUGUGACCAUGGUCUGCUGUAGAACCGCCCCUUUAAUGAUUGACAUCCAAACUGACCAACCACAGCCAGAGGAUAUGACCACUGAUUCCAUUGUUCAGGUACCGGUUGAGUUUGAGGAUUUCCUUGUCUCUGGCGAACCAGAAGACAGCCUGAAAAAUCAUGUGACUGAAGAGCCCACCGGAACGCCGUUAGCGAUGUGGGAAACGGAGAUACAGGACAUUGAACUAGAGAAAGGAGAGAGCGGACUGGGCUUCAGCAUUCUGGAUUAUCAGGACCCAAUGGACCCACUCAAGACGGUGAUUGUGAUUAGAUCGUUAGUUCCCGAUGGCGUAGCGGAGCGAGACGGGCGAUUGUUGCCAGGAGACCGUCUCAUGUAUGUCAACAACAUCAACCUGGAGAGUGCCAGUUUGGAAGAAGCAGUGCAGGCUCUGAAGGGAGCAAACAUGGGCGCCGUAAGCAUCGGGGUGGCCAAACCACUGCCCACUGAGGAUGAGGAAGGCUCUUCCUCCUUCAUCUUCUCGGCUCUGCUGCUGACGAAGGGCUGUGAUGGUGAUGAGGAGGAUGAAGCUGUGUUCCGCGCUGAACCUGCAGUGAUCGACUCUAGUGAUUUAGACCUGUCUGAUGAAAAGGCAUUUGAUCCUCAUUUUCUGGAGGAGGACGAGAUGCUGCAGUCGAUGAUUGCUGAGCACGGCAGCAUCUGCAGCGCUGAUCUGACCUAUCAGAAGAACAGACCCGCCUCCACACCGAAGAAGGAGGAUUUGCUUCCAGAUGAACCCUCAGACGAGGCCCAGCAGCUAAACGCCGCGGGGGGGAGCAGCUUUGAGAGGACCAUCACUGUGGUCAAGGGCAACUCCAGUCUAGGCAUGACGGUGUGUGCGCUGAAAGACGGGCCGGGGAUGCUGAUCCGCAGCAUCAUUCACGGCGGCUCCAUCAGCAGAGACGGCCGGCUCGGGGUCGGGGACCUGAUUCUGGCCAUCAACGGAGAGCCAACGGGAAACCUGACCAAUGCUCAGGCGCGAGCCAUGCUGCGCAGACACUCUCUGAUCGGACCAGACCUGGGAUCCACAGGUGCUGCGGGGGAAGAGCUGAGCCCCGUCUCUGUAAUCACGUAUGUUCCUGCAGAAUAUUUAGAGGAAUACUGGGCGAGCCAGCAGCUCCAGAGUGAUGAUCUCUCUGAUGGCAAAAACGACACUCAACAUCAGACAGUCUCAGAUCUUCCAGAGAGAGAAGAUGGAGAAGGACAGGAGAGUGAACGACAGACAGCAGCUUCCAACAGCUGGAAUCUACCACGGAGAGUGGAGUUGCACAGGGAAGCUGGGAAAUCUCUGGGCAUCAGUAUUGUUGGUGGGCGGGGCAUGGGCAGUCGCCUUAGCAACGGGGAAGUGAUGCGGGGCAUCUUUAUUAAACACAUCCUGGAGGACAGUCCAGCUGGACGCAAUGGCACACUGAAGACAGGAGACAGGAUUUUAGAGGUGGGCGGAGCGGAUCUGCGUGAUGCCAGUCAUGAGCAGGCGGUGGAGGCCAUCCGUAACGCUGGAAACCCCGUGGUGUUCCUGGUGCAGAGCAUCAUUCACAGAGACAGACCUGACUCUCUGUAUAGUUUUGAUUCACCUCCUGUCAUAGAGAAAUACGGGACGGUUUUAAAAUGCGUCCCUGUGCCAAAGUGUCAGACAUCUGCGCUGGAUGCAAUAGAGGACAUCUCAGCCUUCGAUCUGAAGAGCAGCAGUGAGAAGCUGAAUCGAGAGGAGGGAAAAAGCUUCCUGUCGACACCCGUCCUGUCACUGCCUGUCGUUCCACAUGUCGGGGAAACCGAUUCGGACACGCUGACGGAGAUUCCCGACAGACUCGUUCUUCAUAAUGACGGUCCUGAUGAGGAAGAGGAGGAUGAGUACGGAUACAGCUGGAAGAAGGUAACAGAGCGGUACGGUCGUUUACCGGGUGAGCUGCACAUGAUCGAGUUGGAGAAGGGUUGCACUGGUCUGGGUUUGAGUCUGGCAGGGAACCGGGAUCGUUCACGCAUGAGUGUGUUUGUGGUGGGCAUCGAUCCCAACGGCGCCACCGGCCGAGACGGACACAUUGUAGUGGGAGAUGAACUGUUAGAGAUAAACGGUCAGGUUCUGUACGGCCGCAGUCAUCAGAACGCCUCUUCCAUCAUUAAAAGCGCACCUUCAAAGGUCAAGAUCAUCUUCAUCCGGAACAGAGAUGCUUUGAGUCAGAUGGCUGUCGGGCCGAUGAAGGAGACCGACUCACUGGACACACACACUGAGACUGAGACGGCCCGCUCAACACUAGACGUGAUCCAGCACGUGACUCUACCUGUGGAGGAUGACAGCAGGAGCGGACGCAUCAUUCAGAGUCUGGAGGAGAACGGAGCGGCUGGAACGGACGGGCAGAAUGCAGCGGGACACCGGCUGCUCUCAGUGGAUGAUGAGAUGGUGCUGGGACUCUCUGUGGAAAAGGUGAUGUCACUGCUGCAGAAAGGCCAGCAAUCCGUCAAGCUCAGCAUCUGCACUGACUCCGCCUCCAAACCCUCCUCGUCCAAUCAGAUUUGCUCGGGAUCGGACCUGGGAAGCAGCCUGCCGCUGGUUUCUCUGACAUCAUCAGAGACAGAGCCAAUCAGGAAUUCGAGCAGAUGCUCCACACCGGCGACACUGGCGUCUGAUCCGGCAACAUGUCCCAUCAUCCCCGGCUGUGAGACCACUAUAGAGAUCUGCAAGGGCAGAACAGGACUGGGGCUGAGCAUCGUGGGCGGCUGCGACACUCUUCUGGGCACUAUAAUAAUUCAUGAGGUGUACGAGGAGGGAGCCGCAUCUAAAGACGGCCGCCUGUGGGCAGGAGACCAGAUUCUGGAGGUGAGCGGUGUAGAUCUGCGUGUGGCGACGCACGACGAGGCCAUCAAUGUUUUGCGGCAGACUCCGCAGUGUGUUUGUCUGACGGUCUUCAGAGACGAGGGUCAGUAUAAAGAGGACGAGCUGUGGGACUCUCUGAGCGUCGAACUUCAGAAGAAACCAGGCCACGGACUCGGACUCAGCAUCAUCGGGAGAAGGAGCGACACAGGGGUGUUCGUCUCGGACAUUGUGAAGGGUGGAGCGGUGGAGACGGAUGGACGGCUGAUGCAGGGAGAUCAGAUCCUCUCGGUUAACGGCGAGGACGUUCGUUCAGCCACACAAGAGUACGUGGCAGCGCUGCUCAAGAGUUGUGCUGGACCAAUCAGAUUGGAGGUGGGCCGUUUUAGGGCGGGGCCGUUCCACUCGGAGCGCCGUCUGUCUCAGAGCAGUCAGACCAGCGAGACGGGCAGCGGGAAGGUCACUCCUCUCUCCAGCUGUGCAGCUUUACAGGGAGACACGGAGAAAACACACGAGUUGCUGGAUAGAGACGUCAGGACGGUUGAAUUCACAAAGGGCCCGUCAGACUCUCUGGGCAUCAGUAUAGCUGGAGGGGUCGGCAGUCCUCUGGGUGACGUGCCCAUAUUCAUCGCCAUGAUGAACCCCAGCGGCCUGGCAGCUCAGACGCAGAAACUUUGGAUUGGAGACAGGAUUGUAUCUAUCUGUGGAGACUCGACUGAGGGAAUGACUCACAAUAAAGCUGUUUCACUGCUGAAGAACACGACGGGAAUCAUUCAGUUACAGGUGGUUGCUGGCGAUACAACAGUGACUGGACCGUCAGCAGAGCAGACAGCCAGCAGCAUUUUCCACGAUGACCUGGGUCCGCCGCAGUGUAAGAGCAUCAGUUUGGAGCGAGGGCCUGAUGGACUGGGCUUCAGUAUCGUGGGCGGAUUCGGCAGUCCUCACGGUGACCUUCCCAUCUACGUCAAAACCGUCUUCAGCAAGGGGGCCGCGGCGGAGGAUGGGCGUCUGAAACGCGGAGAUCAAAUCAUCGCCGUUAACGGCCAGAGUCUGGAGGGAGUCACUCAUGAGGAGGCCGUCUGUAUUCUGAAGAAAACCAAAGGAGCCGUCACACUCACUGUGCUGUCAUGAACACACACACACACACACACAGGUCCUGUAGAUGUUUCAGACACUAUGAAUGAGAGCAUUGUUUACUGCUAGUUUGUGGAGGAACCAGCAGACUGCUACAAUCUGCCAUACUACGCUGAGAGUGCAGAAACGAUCCACACACACACGUAUUUGUCCUUUAAAAUGCUGAAAGUGCACACAGCUGCGUGACACAACCCAUUACAAUGUACUUUCCCAUCAUUUCAGAAUUAGAAAAUGCACAAAUAUCUCUUUACUGAUGCGUUAAAAAAAACUGGGUGAGCUCCAUUGGUUUCUAUGCAAUUUGCCAAAAAUCAACUGUGU
This is a messenger RNA of Carassius carassius (crucian carp), 6231 nucleotides long. Its product is annotated as multiple PDZ domain protein. Gene Ontology annotation, molecular function: protein binding. The record is from RefSeq and is a predicted model, not a curated record. Lineage: Eukaryota; Metazoa; Chordata; Actinopteri; Cypriniformes; Cyprinidae. The transcript has 48 exons. Bases 193 to 5910 code for a protein of 1905 amino acids.